AUGGACAUCGAAUUCAACCAGGGCUUCAUCGACUACCAGUAUGUGAAGACGCUUGAGUCGCAUGAAGAUCCCUUCGGCAAGGGCUGGCCGCGGACAUUUCUGCUGCGAUGCAUUCUCUACGGCUUCUCUAGUGGCGCCAGUGCUAUGAUGGCCCAGUCCUUCUCCUCGCUGAACGCGCCGCUGAUGGUGCUGUUCAACAAGACGAGCACCGACAUGUUUGGGCUUCACGAUGGUGGUGCUCUUCUCCUCUCUGGUGCUACCUGGAUCGCCAUGUCCAGCAUGGUGUUCUCCAUCGCGGCCCUCAUCCCGCUGAUGGACUAUUUCGGGCGGAAAUUCAUUUGUGUUUAUAUUAAAUUCCUCUUCACGUCAGUGGGCGUGGCUUUAAUGAUAGCUGCCUGGGCGCUGCAGAAUGCCCUUUUCUACCUGUUCGGCUUGACGUUUGUCGUCGUCUCGGCGGCCAUCCUCGGCCUGGCCGACCCGAUUUUUAUUAGUGAAAUCGCGCCGAAAGAACAUAAAGGCUUCUUCACAGCAUCGGUACUUUCCUUUGCCGGAGUUUUCGCUGGCUUUUGCCUGAUAUUGGCUCGGGAAGAUAUUUGGGGAACGCCGGAGAAUUGGGGCCGUAUUGCAGUGCUCGCCGAGUUACUAAACAUAUUCGUUCUGCUGGCCGGCCUAUUCUUGCCGGAUAGUCCUGGGAAAUGUAAAGAAAGCACGAUCUCAGUUUUCUACGCUCAGCAUUUCCGCAAAUUUGCGGGCAUUUUCAAGGCGGGUAAUGGGACGAGAAAGAAAAUCUUCCUAUUAAUGGCAAUGCAAAUAUUUCUAUUAGCCAAUAUCAACACUAUCGAGAUAAGCUUUCCGAUUCCGGUGUAUCGCGAUGAGGGGAUGGUCGUUAAUGAGGUGCUUGCGAUGAUCCUCCUCAACUUCAUAAUAACAAUCCCAAUCUCCUGGUUCGGUCCUCUAGCCGUCGAUCGGCUGGGGAAGAAGCGAAUCGUGAUGCUGUUGCUUGGAUUCCUAAUUUUCAAAACUACCCUUCAUUUUAUUAAUGGACAACUGCAGUUCUGGGGACUGAGUUACUUAAAUGCAUUUCUACAACGUGUCAUCGAGGGUUCCGGGUUGCCGGCGAUCACUUUUGUAUUGGCUACCGAUAUUCUACCGCCGAAUUUUGUGGUAACGGCAGGACAGUUGGCAAUGAUGUCCUCAUGCUCUCUACUCGGGCUCCUCGCCUCAAUUUCUCCAUUCACUUUCGGCCACUUUCUGCCCGAAUACCUCAUUUGCAUUACCUUAUUCUCAACGGGAAUGGCUGUAUUGGUGCUAUGGUUAUGGCGGAGAGUGGAGAACGAGGAGGAACAGCCAGCCGACCAGGAGCCGCUGCUCCGAAAAUGCUCACCACCGCCCGAAUAUUCCGCAUUAACA
This is a messenger RNA of Mesorhabditis spiculigera, 1410 nucleotides long. Lineage: Eukaryota; Metazoa; Nematoda; Chromadorea; Rhabditida; Rhabditidae. The record is from the annotation of a GenBank genome assembly.